AUUCUCUAUUUCUUUAAGGAUAUUUAUUUUAUACAAGAUAAUAAAACUAGAUCACCAAAAGGUAAAAUUUGGGAAUAUUUUCAAGAAUGCAAACGUUCAGUACGCAAAGCUCAAACCUUUAAGUCUAGACAGGAAAUUUUGAAAAAUGAUUGUUCUAUAAGUGAUGAUGAAGAUGUUUCAAAUAAAAGUGAAGAUUGGUCUGAUAUGGAAGUGUUAUGUUCGCGUAUGAAGCAUAUAACCGAUGAAAAAGAAUUAUUUGAAAAAUGGAAAGAAUCAUUUGCUUUUAGACGUCAUCAAUUGCAGACUGGUUGGUUUAGUAAUUGGAAGUUAUAUUUCGAUGAAUAUCCAUUUUGUAAACAACAAAAUUAUGCAGAAUUUAUUGAAUCUGAUUUACAAAUGCUUUAUCCUAAACUAAAGUUUAGUGAUGUUUUAUGGAAUGAAUUUAUGGAAAAAUUUCCAAAAUUCUUUUUGAAUCGUAUUAAACAUGUUAAAUCCAAACAAUUAUUAGAUCAACUCAUUGCUAUGGAAAAUAUGACAUCGUAUAAGGAUUAUGUUGCCAUUAAAGUUUUCGAUAUUUUACACGCCAUUCUAAACACAUUUAACAACAAAUCACAAAAUAUAGAAGAAGCCCAACGCAAGUUUUCCGUUGAAGUAGCCGAUUUAUCUGAUCUUAAGAAAGUCGUUAUAGAACGCAAAAGAUAUUGUACCGAUAAUAAUAUACAAGCUAAACCCUAUAUAGCUGUUGUGGGUAAAAAUAAAACCUAUAGUAAUUUUUCGGUUAUUUUAGAUUCAACUGGUUUUAGUUGUGAUAAUUAUAAGGAUUCUUUGAUUUUAUGUUUUAAUUUAUAUCUAUUUUUUGAAAUUAGUUUUCCUCUAGAAUCUUUAAAUGUUUGGACAUUUAUACAGAAAUAUUUCUUUAAUAAACCACCUUUAGUUAGUAAUCAAAGAGUUGAUAGUUUUAUCAAUGAAAUAAAGGAGAAAAAAAGAAAUACAUCUAUGGAUAAAUGACAGAGACGUUUACGUUGUAAUAAGUAAAAACUAAAUUAUAAGUUGUAAGAUAUAAAACACAAAUGAAUAAAGUUGUUUUUUAUAAUUAUUAUUAUUAAUUUUAAUAAAUUGGCGAUUACAAAAGAUACAUGAUAAAAAUCUCAUUUUUAAAAUAAAAGUAUGAAUAUUUAUAUAUUUUUUUAUUUAAUUUUUACUCUUACA
Messenger RNA from Lucilia cuprina (Australian sheep blowfly), 1209 nucleotides. RefSeq lists its product as uncharacterized. NCBI's taxonomy places the organism in Eukaryota, Metazoa, Arthropoda, Insecta, Diptera, Calliphoridae. The transcript is spliced from 3 exons. The record is from RefSeq and is a predicted model, not a curated record. The annotation marks the transcript as partial.